This is a messenger RNA of Funneliformis geosporum, 269 nucleotides long. Lineage: Eukaryota; Fungi; Glomeromycota; Glomeromycetes; Glomerales; Glomeraceae. The record is from the annotation of a GenBank genome assembly.
UGGAAAUAUCUUGAUAAACGAAGACAAAAACUUAUCAAUAUUUGGCAGCAUUAAAAUAGGUGAUUUAGGAUUAAGUAAAUCAGCUACUGAAGCUGACGUUAAUGAAACUUAUGGGAUCAUUCCUUAUAUGGCACCAGAGGUUCUUCAAGGGCAAAAAUACACCACAGCUUCAGAUAUUUAUAGUUUUGGCAUGAUUAUGUGGGAAUAUAUGACAGGAAGAAGACCUUUUUGGGAUCGUGCUCAUGAUACUGAGCUGAUUAUUGAUAUUU